UUUGUAAAUAUUAGUAUAAACACUUUUAAUCGUAAUGUCUCAAUUUAAUUUUUUGAACGAACUGACCAGUGCAAUGACAUUGGACGGGGAAAUUACACGGGGACCAGCACCUCGCUGGCAAAAAAAAUUGGAAGCUUCUGCAAUGGCUAACAGCCUUAACGGCAGUAUAAAUGCGUCACGUUCCGUACUGUCUAUGUCUUACAAUACCAGUUUUUCUGGUGUAAAUCCACCCGCAAGAACCCCAAGGAAAGUUAGUGGAGAUAUAAAGUGCAAGAAAACACCUACACCAAGUAAAGGUACAAAGACGCCAAGUGGUGGUGAUCGUUUCAUUCCAAACCGUGGAACUAGCAACUUCGAACUUGGACAUUAUUUGAUAAAACAAGAGCAGGACAAAUCGGAAAACGAUGAUAAUGACAACAGCAAUAAUGCUAAUAAAAAGACUCCUUCGAAGGUUGAGCGUCAAAAGCUUAUAUCGGAUUCAUUGCAAGUUGGUGAUACGAAAAGCACUCGAAUUUUAUGUUAUCAAAAUAAAGCACCUGCGGCUCCAGAAUCUCAUCAAAAUCCGUUGAAAGUGGUUUAUUCAAUAAAUACACCUUUAUCGACUAAGAGCGGCUCUCGUUUUAUACCAACCACAUCGGAUCGCAUUCUAGAUGCACCUGACAUAAUAAAUGAUUAUUAUUUAAAUUUAAUGGAUUGGAGUGCUGACAAUAUUGUGACAGUAGCUUUGGGUAAUGCAGUUUAUUUAUGGAACGCCGUAACGGGAAAUAUAGAUCAAUUAGUGGAGUAUGAGGAAGGAGAUCAUGCCUGCGCCCUCUCUUGGAUACAAGACGGACAAAUAUUAGCAAUUGGUAAUAAUACUGGUGUAGUAGAAUUGUGGGACUGCCAUAAAAGUAAACGUCUUCGUGUCAUGGAUGGGCACUCGGCUCGAGUAGGCACAUUGGCUUGGAAUUCAUUCCUUGUAUCAUCGGGCAGUCGGGAUGGUUCCAUCAUACAUCACGACGUACGGGCGCGUGAGCAUAAAGUAGCUAACCUAAAUGGACACACACAGGAAGUGUGUGGUCUGAAAUGGUCAACUGAUUUUAAACAUCUUGCUAGUGGUGGCAAUGAUAAUUUGGUUAAUGUAUGGGCAGCAGUAAGUGGUGGUACAGGUAGUGGUACCGAGCCUUUGCACGUACUCAACGAACAUCAAGCAGCGGUACGAGCAUUAGCUUGGUGCCCCUGGCAGCCAAACCUCUUAGCUAGUGGUGGUGGUACCGCGGAUCGUUGUAUAAAAUUCUGGAAUGUAAACAAUGGUUCUUUAGUUAAUUCGGUCGAUACUAAAUCUCAAGUAUGUGCACUUUUAUGGUCUCGAAAUUACAAGGAGUUGAUUUCGGCGCACGGUUUCGCACACAAUCAGCUGACGAUUUGGAAGUAUCCAUCAAUGAUAAAACAAGCGGAAUUAAGUGGGCACACUUCGAGAGUUUUGCAAAUGGCCAUGUCACCUGACGGGAGUACAGUAAUAAGCGCAGGUGCAGAUGAAACAUUGCGUUUGUGGAAUUGUUUUGCCCCAGAUCCACAUACCGCGAAAAAAGCGAGUAAGGCAGCAAGCAAAGCUAAGCAAAGCGUUUUUCGUCAAAGCAUUCGAUAAAUCAAGAGUACCGAUUUUUAGUUAAAGAGAACUUAUACAUUUCAAAAUAUGUUGACUUUUAUGACAAAAUUAGCUUAAGUAUUUGGAAAUGCUUUGAAAGUGAUGAGUGGAUAUAUU
Molecule: messenger RNA, 1744 nt
Organism: Bactrocera tryoni
Lineage: Eukaryota; Metazoa; Arthropoda; Insecta; Diptera; Tephritidae
Gene: fzy
Product: cell division cycle protein 20 homolog
Exons: 2
Coding region: 35-1627 (530 amino acids)
Biological process (GO): positive regulation of ubiquitin protein ligase activity; positive regulation of anaphase-promoting complex-dependent catabolic process; anaphase-promoting complex-dependent catabolic process
Cellular component (GO): anaphase-promoting complex
Molecular function (GO): protein binding; anaphase-promoting complex binding; ubiquitin ligase activator activity
Source: RefSeq, a predicted model, not a curated record